Molecule: messenger RNA, 867 nt
Organism: Chaetomium globosum CBS 148.51
Lineage: Eukaryota; Fungi; Ascomycota; Sordariomycetes; Sordariales; Chaetomiaceae
Exons: 3
Coding region: 1-867 (288 amino acids)
Biological process (GO): nicotianamine biosynthetic process
Molecular function (GO): nicotianamine synthase activity
Source: RefSeq, a predicted model, not a curated record
AUGGAACCCUGUCCCUGCGCCUCCCACGACUCCCUCGCCAUCGUUGAGAAGGCCGACAUCCUCCACGACCAAUUAGCCGACGCCAGGACCGAAAAAGUCCAGUGGCUCGUCCGUACCAUCGUUGAGACCCAUUCCGAUCUGCUCAAGCUCCCUCACUUCCGGCCGGGCAACGCCAUCAACAAACUGCUUGGUAACCUCGUGUCGGUCUGCUCCGAGAUCCACGACCGGGAAGUCGUUGACAGGGUCCUCUCCCACGCCCGCGUGCAGGCCGUUCUCCCCUCGCUCCGCCAGAUCUGUGCCCAGGCCGAGUCUUGCCUCGAGCUGCACUGGGCCGAGCACAUCCUCUCCACCAAGGGCACCCCCGACGAGGUUCUCGCCCGCCUCAAAACCUUCCCCUACUACGAAAACUACCAAGACCUCACCCGCCUCGAGCUCUGCUCCAUUCUCUCCGCCACCAAAACCACCCCCCGCCACGUCGCCUUCAUCGGCUCCGGCCCCCUCCCCCUAACCUCCCUCUGCCUCCUCCAAGCCCUCAAACAAGACGCCCUCGCCGGCCGCGGCAUGGAGUUCAUCUGCGCCGAGGCCACCGCCGCCGACAAGGACCUGGCCGAGUUCGACGUCGUGUACCUGGCCGCGCUGGUCGGCAUCACCCAGGCCGAAAAGGAGCGCAUCGUGCUGCAGGUGGUCGACCGCAUGCGGCCCGGGGCGCUGUUGGUGGUGCGGAGCAGUUGGGGGCUGCGGACGUGUUUGUAUCCCGAGGUGGAUCUGGCGACGGAGGGGUUGCUGAAGCGGUUGGAGUGCUGUGUCGUGGUGCAUCCGUAUGGGCAGGUGGUGAACUCGGUUAUUGUGGCGAGGGUUAGGGGGUAG